AUGUUGGAGAAUAAUUAUACCAUGCCAAAUGAGUUCAUUUUUGUUGGAUUCACAGAUUAUCUACCUCUUAGAGUCACGCUAUUUCUGGUAUUUUUCAUAGUUUAUACAUUAACUGUGGUAGGAAAUAUGGGCUUAAUAAUUUUAGUUAAUGUCAAUUCAAGCCUUCAAACCCCCGUGUAUUAUUUUCUUAGAAACUUGUCUUUCUUAGACAUCAGUUACUCUACAGCAAUUGCUCCUAAAAUGCUGAUGAAUUUCUUAGCAUCUAGGAAGAGUAUCUCUACCUAUGGAUGUGCACUACAAAUGUUUUUCCUUGCUUGUUUUGCUGAUGCUGAGUGCCUCAUCCUGGCAGCAAUGGCAUAUGACUUCUAUGCAGCCAUCUGUAACCCACUGCUCUAUUCCACGCUUAUGUCUAGGAGAGUCUGCAUCUGUUUCAUUGUGUCGGCCUACUUAAGUGGAAGGAUGACUUCAGUGGUGCAUGUGUGCCUCACAUUCAGGCUUCCAUUUUGCAGCUCCAAUGUUGUCAACCAUUUUUUUUAUAUCCCCCCUCUCCUGGCUUUAUCAUGUGCAGAUACCCAUAUCAAUGAGCUUCUGCUCUUUGUCUUGUGUGGCUUCAUCCAGACCAGUACUUUCGUGGUCAUAUUUAUCUCUUACCUCUGCAUCCUUAUUACUGUUUUGAGCUUCAAGUCCUCAGGAGGCAGAAGCAAGACAUUUUCUACCUGUGCUUCCCAUCUCAUAGCAGUCACCUUAUUCUAUGGGACACUCUUGUUUAUGUACUUACGUCCUACCACCAGGUAUUCUCUAGACACUGACAAGAUAGUUUCAGUAUUUUAUACAGUUGUCUUUCCCAUGUUUAACCCAAUAAUCUAUAGCUUCAGAAAUAAAGAUGUGAAGAAUGCUCUCAGAAAACUAUUAGAAAGGUACUGGACUUUCAAAUAA
Messenger RNA from Trichechus manatus latirostris (Florida manatee), 936 nucleotides. Its product is annotated as olfactory receptor 5AS1-like. NCBI's taxonomy places the organism in Eukaryota, Metazoa, Chordata, Mammalia, Sirenia, Trichechidae. Gene Ontology annotation, cellular component: membrane. The record is from RefSeq and is a predicted model, not a curated record. Gene Ontology annotation, molecular function: odorant binding; G protein-coupled receptor activity; olfactory receptor activity. Gene Ontology annotation, biological process: G protein-coupled receptor signaling pathway; sensory perception of smell.